GCUCCCUGCGCCCUAUAUAUUACACAGCUCUUUCUGGGCACUUCCAACACGCUCUCAACCCCUAUACACCUGUCCGUUCACCUCUUUCUGCUAAACACAUCACAAUGGCUGGUCGCGGCAAGGGCAAGACCUCUGGCAAGAAGGCCGUGAGCCGCAGCGCCAAGGCCGGCCUGCAGUUCCCUGUGGGCCGCAUUGCGCGCUACCUGAAGAAGGGCAAGUACGCCGAGCGCAUUGGUGCCGGCGCGCCCGUGUACCUGGCUGCCGUGCUGGAGUACCUGACCGCUGAGGUGCUGGAGCUGGCUGGCAACGCUGCCCGCGACAACAAGAAGAACCGCAUCGUGCCCCGCCACAUCCAGCUGGCCAUCCGUAACGAUGAGGAGCUGGGCAAGCUGCUGGGCGAGGUGACCAUCGCCUCGGGCGGUGUGCUGCCCAACAUCCACGCCGUGCUGCUGCCCAAGAAGACCAAGGGCGGCAAGGGCAGCGAGGAGGCCGCCUAAAGGGCUCCUGCUCUAUUGUAUACCUCAAAACUACA
Molecule: messenger RNA, 532 nt
Organism: Chlamydomonas reinhardtii
Lineage: Eukaryota; Viridiplantae; Chlorophyta; Chlorophyceae; Chlamydomonadales; Chlamydomonadaceae
Exons: 1
Coding region: 105-497 (130 amino acids)
Cellular component (GO): nucleosome
Molecular function (GO): structural constituent of chromatin; protein heterodimerization activity; DNA binding
Source: RefSeq, a predicted model, not a curated record